AUGUCUCGUCAUCAGUACAUUCGCAACCUUGAUUACGAGGAUGCCGUGGACGAGUACGAGGGUUAUUCGGAAGAAGAGAAUGAUGAGCUCAGCCCAGAAGACCGGGCGCUCAUGAACCAAGGUACCGCCGAUGUCCAGGCGGCCCUCGGCGUUGAGGUUUCCAAGGUUACGGUUGCCCAGAUCGAGGAGGCCUUGUGGCAUUACUAUUACGACGUUGACAAAUCGGUUGCCUAUCUCAUUUCAAAAUUUGUCAACCCGCGUCCAAAAGCGACCAAACCAGCAGUACAACCACCUAAUGGUCAUCAAUCAAAUACCAGAGCCCUUCCUAUUUCCACACCUGUAUCCUUCGAACACGGAACGUGGACUUCACACUUCUUCCACGAUAUGCCGUGGGGCAAUAUUCCAAAGCACAGAGAGACAACUUUCAUUGCGCCACCAAAACGUCGUGGUGGCCUGCUCGGCGGAUCAGGUGUGCCACCAAAGAUGUCCAAGCUUCAAGCUCUCGCUGCCGCGCGCAAAAAAAAAGCCGAGGAAAAGAAGGCCAUCGAGGAGAAGGCGGAACAAACGCGGAUGCAGGUGGAAGACCUCUCAAUGGAGCCCACGCCAGCUCGGAAGGAGAACGUGCCCAUGGCUGGCCCAUCCAACAAGCGUCUCAAAACUUCGGAGUCCAUUGUCCAUGGUACCAUGCCCCUGUUAGGCCCCGAGAUAUCACACCAGUCGGGCGUGAUGACGGAAGUACCAGGCGAAGGACCGCUACUGGGCCAGGGCCUCUUUGGCGGUCGACCUAGCUCCUCUACUCCGGACGCACCAGGAGAUGAGCGAAAAGCCAUUAUGGCCGAACCAUCCGCAUUUGCUCAACUGCUCUGUUGGAAUCCACCCACCUCCCGCACAUCGAAUGGUUUGGAAAGCGAACCUUUAUACGGGUUUGGGUGUGGAUAUGGGGCGGACAACAAGGGAAAUCCACCGACAAAACCCUUGGACCCUACCGACUGGUUCGACGUCCGCAAGCGGAGGCGGGAUGAUUCGGGUGACUUCGACGAGGAGGUCAUCCUAUACCCGAACCUGCCUCAGUCUGUUCGAGAUACUUUCGCUCAGCCCAGUCCGGAUGACGUUGUUCUCGCGGCCCAAGCCAAGGCCAAAUCGAUGAAAGCUGCAGCCCAGUCUAAGAAGAAGGGUACGGCAUCCACAGAUGCUGCCACAACUGGCAUGGAUGGGUUGAGGAUCAGCGAUGCGCCACUUCCCAAGAGCCGAAAUCUCGAUGUCCUCUCGGAAUUGGAAAAGAGCAAGCCCAAGAAGAGUGCUAGUUUUGUGGUGGUCGGGCACGUAGACGCUGGGAAGAGUACCAUGAUGGGCCGGCUACUACUCGACCUCAAGGUGGUCGACCAGCGCACAAUCGACAAACUCCAGAAGGAGGCGAAAACUGAAGGAAAAGGUUCCUUUGGCCUCGCCUGGGUCCUAGAUCAACGGCCGGAAGAACGCAGCAGGGGAAUAACCAUGGACAUCGCCACUCGACGAUUCGAAACAGAACACACAGCUUUUACGAUCCUCGACGCACCGGGCCACGCGGAAUACAUUUAUAACAUGAUCGCUGGUGCUAGCCAGGCCGACUUUGCCAUUUUGGUUAUCGACGCCAGCAUCGACGCCUUCGAAUCCGGGCUAAAGGGGCAGACAAGGGAGCAUUCUUUGUUGAUUCGCAGCAUGGGAGUAUCGCGCAUCAUCGUGGCCGUCAACAAGCUGGACACAGUUGCAUGGUCCCAGGAGAGGUUCAGUGAGAUCAAGGACCAGAUGUCUGGCUUCCUGUCCACGGCAAACUUUCAGCACAAGAACAUGGCUUUCGUCCCCGUUUCCGGUCUGAACGGUGACAACCUGGUUCACAGAUCCCCUGAUCCGGCCGCAUCAUGGUACACCGGCCCCACGCUAGUGGAAGAGUUGGAGAACUCAGAGCCAAGCGCGCGGGCGCUAGCCAAACCGUUGCGGAUGACUGUUUUUGAGGUGUACCGCACCAUGCAGAGCCCGGUAACGGUUUCGGGGCGGAUCGAGGCGGGAUCUGUGCAAAUGGGCGAUGCACUUCUCGUUCAACCGAGCGGACAAAAGGCAUACGUCAAGUCGAUCCUUGCCAACGAGGCUCCAGUUGACUGGGCGGUCGCUGGUCAAAACGUCGUGCUCCACCUCAGCCAUAUCGAUCCCAUCCACGUCAGGGACGGAGACAUCAUCUGCGAUCCGGCGAAACCAGUUCCGAAGGCAGACACGUUCAAAAUGAAGGCGCUGGCUUUUGACAUCUUGAUGCCCAUGCCGGUAGAAGUUCACAGGGGCCGGCUGAACCAAGCCGGCAAGAUUGAGACUAUCUCAGCUCUCUUGGAUAAGGCCUCGGGGUCGGUAGUCAAGAAAAACCCCAAAAUUGUCAAGCCCGCCAUGGUAGCGAGGAUUGUGGUCAAGCUGGAGUCGCAGGUGCCGCUGGAGCCGGGGCAGAGAGUGGUUUUGAGGAGUGGCGGACAGACGGUGGCUGCAGGGUUGUUAGAAUAG
Molecule: messenger RNA, 2523 nt
Organism: Chaetomium globosum CBS 148.51
Lineage: Eukaryota; Fungi; Ascomycota; Sordariomycetes; Sordariales; Chaetomiaceae
Exons: 3
Coding region: 1-2523 (840 amino acids)
Biological process (GO): translation
Molecular function (GO): GTP binding; GTPase activity
Source: RefSeq, a predicted model, not a curated record